This is a messenger RNA of Phymastichus coffea, 13794 nucleotides long. RefSeq names its product headcase protein (gene heca). NCBI's taxonomy places the organism in Eukaryota, Metazoa, Arthropoda, Insecta, Hymenoptera, Eulophidae. The record is from RefSeq and is a predicted model, not a curated record. The transcript is spliced from 5 exons. The coding region runs from base 25 to 1368 and encodes 447 amino acids.
GGCAAGUCAAGCAAAACGGAGAGGAUGGCACCGAGACGCCACGGCCACCUGGAGACGUCGACGGCCGGCUUGAGUCUAGAGGCGGCCUUUGAGAGCCUGCUGGUCGCCGGUCACUGCUGUACUCCGGGCGAGUGUUUACGAGGCCUGGACUCGUUAAUUCGAGGACCUCAGGACUGCGUGAAAGUCGUGUGCAACAACGAGAACUGCGCGCAGGGACAGUUUAUGCACCGCGAGUGCUUCGACGCUUGGGAGCAGACGAUAUUGACGUACCUCAAGUCGUGCGGACGUGCGCGUAGCUGGUCCGAGCGUCAGCGACACCAGAAUCUUUGGACGAAGAAGGGCUACGAUCUCGCCUACAAGGCGUGCGGGUGCAAGUGCGCACGUGGUCACCUGAGAAAAGACCUCGAGUGGGCGGCGAACAACCCGCGUCCCGACGAACCUAUCAGUGGCCAGGAGGUGAAGAAGAAGAAACGCCGCAACAGGCAGAACAACCGGCCGAGCCUCGCCGUCUCGGCUGGACCCACGCCAAUGAUGCGCGGCAGCGACGUGCAGAUCAUCGACGCGAGUCGCGGUCGCGCUGGCAGUUUGUCGUCCAGCAAUGGCUCAAGUUCGCCACCGGCUACCAGCGAGACCAGCGUCAGCCCACUUCAUCAGCCACAGGCCAUCGUCAAGAGGAAGAGCAAGGUCGAAUUCUUCGGUGACAGGAUCAGGCAAAGCUGCGGUGCAAACGGCAUAUUCUCGCGGCGUCUUGACUUCAGCGCGUUCAACAGCCUACCAAGGACGAAGCUCAACUCCUAUCACAUCAAGAUGGAGGACGAGGGCAAUCACGGCAACGACGACACCAGAUGCUUCAUCCUGUCGACCCUGGCGGCACUUCAUUGGUCAAGGGUUUCGUGCGUCCUCUGCCGUGCCACAAUGCUAGUCUUCGACCGAUAUCCCCUCGUCGAUGGCACGUUCUUCCUCUCGCCUAGGCAACACUCGACUGCUUGCGCCGAGGUAAAAGUGGAGGGCCGCACGCAGUUCUUGUCGGCCGUUUGCAUGUGUUGCCUGGAGGGUAGUGGUAAUAAUGGGAUUGGUGCCCCGGUGCGCUGCCGCUCCUGCACUCAGCUCUGGGACGGCUCGAGUCUCGUACUUGGCACCAUGUACAGCUACGAUAUCUUCGCCGCUAUGCCCUGCUGCGCCGAGCGUCUCACCUGCAACAGCUGCCACAAGCCACUGAUCUAUCCGCACCAGCGGCUGAACUUCUACUCGGACUACAGCCGGGUGUUCGCGUGUCCACACUGUCGAGCGGUGGACGCACAUUUCGUCAAGCCACUAUCCUCCUGCUUUACUCGCGAACACUUCCAGCUCUACAGUCCUUGGCCCUAACAACUAGGCAAGUUGACUGCUAUUGCCAAUGGCAACAGCAGCAGCAGCAACAGUAGCAGCAGCAAUAGUAGCACUGUCACCACUUCGGCGGCGGCCACACCAGCGAACUUUUCUUCCAGCCCCUUGAUGGUUCUACUCCGUGCGAGUCUACGCUAAGAACGCGAAGUUUUCACGACGGCCCUUCUGUGAAGAGAACGAGAGAGUGUGUGUGUGCGCGCGCGCGCGUGUGUGUGUGUGUGUGUGUGAGAGAGAGAGAGAGAGGAGAGUGAGAGAGAGAAAGAAAAAGAUGCGAAUGAGAAUGAGAGUGAAUUGUUCAAGCUCCUCGCUAAGUAUUGAAAAUUGUUAUUCAAAAAGCAAAAAAGCUCUCGUUUCUUCUGAUUUUUUUCUCGCCGAACUCUAGAUAGCCAAUUUAAUUAGACGUUUAGUUGACGACGCGCUACUAUAUACCACAACAUUAUUGUUAUGUUAUGUAUGCUUUGGAUUUCUUUUCUUCUCUUAUAUAACUCGUGGAAAGAAAUGAAAAUCGAAACGAUGUACAUGUAAUAUUCGAUUAGAAUGCGGAAUUGCCUCUUUGGCGAAGAAGAAGGAAAAAAAAUUAAUUGUUUUUUUUUCUUUCAAUUAGUCUGAUUUUCUACGUAUCUUUCAUUUGAUUUGAUUCUUCGAGGCGAGGAGCUGCGUAAGGUCGUAUGCCGCGUACCUGGCAAACGUGUGCAUGCGUUGCGUGUGAGUGUAAUGCGAGUGACGAAGAAAGAAACGAAAGAAGAAAAAGCAAAUCUACCUUGAAGUUUUUAGGAUGAAGAAAAAACUAAUGAAGAGUACUAUUGUUUGUUACUUAGAUAAUCGAUGAACGUUGUUUUUUUUACAUUUUAUUAGUUUAUACGUUUAGGCGGCCAUGUUGUUUUGUUUAAGGAUCUGCAAACCCGCGUGCGAUUGAACUAAGUUUUCAUACACACACGUUGACGAUUUUUGCCAUUUCAUUUUGAUUAUCCGUCCCGAUCGCGCUCGACUCUUCCUUUUCACUCUGGUGAGCGUUUCACGCGAAUAUAAUCCCCCCUUCGAAGAAGUAAACCAAAAUACAAAAUGGAGAGCUAUGCGCGCACGAGAAAGUACAAAAGACGCGCUGUGAAACUCGAGCAGGUAGAAAGAGAGGAGUCGAACGCGAGUCAUAGCGCUGGGGCGUGGAUAAAGCAAAAAUACCUGAGGCAAGCAAAUUUUAAAAAGAGAAGAUGAAAGAAAAAAAGUAAGAAUCUAGAAGUAAAGGAACAAAAAAAUGAAAAAAACAAAAAAAGCAAAUAAAAGAAAACCAUUAAUAUCUCUGUUGGCGAUGCUGGUCGUUGCUGUCCAACCAAUAGCGACCGUCCCACUAGCACCAAGACCACACCACCACUCGAUCGUCGUGGUUCGUGUCGAGUACCUUCUUAUGUUACUUCGCUAUAUUCGCUUUUACCUUUCUGUGAGUGCGAGUGUAUCGUGUAUAAACAUACACACACGGUGCGUGCUGCGAACGUCUCUGCCGAGGGUUUGUUUAACAGACAAAAAACAAUAUCGCCUUUUUUUCUCCGCGAGCGCAGACACGCGAGGAAGCGAGCCUUUUUUCAAUUGCUCUACAGUGCAUUUCAAUGACGAACUUUAGAGAGUGCGCAGUUUGCGAGAGCUGUUCAUAUUCUCAGAGUGCCAAACGCGCGAUCUUCCGCAAAUUUUCCUCCAGGCCGAUUUUUCCGCCUCGGAAAUUCGUUGGAAGGAAAAGUUGUGGCUUCGUUUUUUUUGAAAAUACACCACGGUAAUGUUCUUUAUUUCCGCUCCAAACGAAUACACCACGGAAGAUCACUACAGUCGAAGAGAUUUUCACGUGGAUACCAAUUAGUAAAUAAAUACAGCAAAUGACAAGAAAGACAAAGCAGCGGUGUUACAAGUGUUGGUGAAAGAACAGGGACUCCGGUCAGAAUGAAAGCGAAGUGAAGCAAACUGCAAUGAGCACUCUCGAGUUUGAUCAGGCGGAAGGGUAAAGCUAUAUAAAACGAUACUUUGAUCUAGAAAACGGGCUAAGUGAGUAAGAGAUAGGGAGAAAGAAGGCAAGGAAAUGAAGAAAGAAAUAAGUCGCGUUAAUGGGUUUAUGUCGAUGGGGAGGGCGAGAGAAAAGAGAACAGUUAAGUUAAGAAUGAAAGCAAUUUUAAGGAUCUAAGCGUAUAUAAGAGACGUAUAAGUGUGUUAAGGUUUUUGCGCGAGCGCGACUCGAUAUAUCUGGUAUAUAGGGUCGAAUCCAGCUCGAGUUUCCUUCUUUUUUAUGUCUUAAAGUAUAUAAGAGAAGUAACGGUAAGUCUCCGAUUUUCUAUUUCAAGUGUAUUUAAAAACAUAAAAAAAAUACGAAAAAAUACGAAGUGUUUCGAUCGAUGUGCUGUAAUAAGGUUUUUUCUUGCAUAAGUAGAUAGGUUAUAACCACUUUUUUAAUUCCAACGAAUAAAAAUUUAUUGUGUAAUGGUUUUUUACGAAAGUCUCGUCUGCGUGCGCCACGUAGGCGGGAUAGGACUAUUAUAUAGAAAUUUUGUAUUGAUGUUUUUUCGAGAGAUUUAUAUGGCUAUGCAUGAAGAAAACAAGACGAGGCGGCGAGUGAUCGGUACGUAUGUCUCAUCGCGGACGUGCAGUUGUGACUUUCAUGCCUUUUCGUGAAAUGGAAAUUGGUCCGACAAUCGAAAGAGUUGUUUUCUGCCGUCGUGAGAAACUCGAUGGUCGUCCUUACCGAUUGCUCGCCCAACUUUUCGCGCUGCGAUGCUUUACGAUCAGAUCGCGCGCGGAGGCUCACAGAAAACAAAGAUAUAUAUAUAUAUAUAUAUGUAUAUAUAUAUAUAUAUAUGUAUGCCGUGCAGCUUGAUCUUUCGAAUAUAUUCUAGAGAUGCGGAGGUUGGAUAAGGAUUGUGGAUAAGAGUUUUUCGUGGUUGAACUAUAUGGAUAUAGUUUAGAAUAGAAUGGUUCUUUUUAUCAUUGAAAACUUACGGAUACGGAGGGAAAGCUCAAUAGUAAAAUACCUUGAUGGCAGACAGAAAAAUUGAAAGGCAGAGAAAUACAAAGAAACAUUUCGGCAUUGCCAGCUCUCCAAAAACUAAAUAAGUUAAAAGAAUCUGACAUAGCACGACGUUGAACGUUUGGCAAAUUGGACUGUCGGUAUAUCGGAGCGAUAAACAAGACAAAGGCUACAUCCGUGUCAUAUAUAUAAAAAUAUAUAUAAUAAUAUAAUAGACAAGUUCAUUUAAUUCAAAAUUUUUUAGUUUCUUUAAGAUAAAUAAAAAAAAUAUAUCUAUACAUAUUAUAUCAAAUAUUAUAUUGUAAAACUAGUGACGUGCUCAGCCGUGCGAGUACUCGGCCAACCUGACACUCAGUUAAAAAAGACCGUUUCUAUUAUUGUCAAUGUGUAAUUUAGAAGCAUAUAUAGAAUUGUAUAUCGAUAGGCGUUAAGGUUUUUUCAGCUGUGGUAGACAACUAUAGGUAAAAACACAUUUGGCGAGACAAGAAGGGAGAGGCAAAGUUAAAGAGCGAAGCGCGCGCAAGCCUCUCUCUUCUGAUAUCUCUCUAACUUUUUCUGACGGCCGCGACGUGGCGCGUACGAUUAGCGAUCGAGCGAAAGAAGCGUUUUUAUGUAUAUGCGUGCAUGUUCUCUGAGAAUACAUUGGACGUUACGUUAGGAUAGGCGCGCGCGUGCGUGCGAUGCGGCGCGCAUUGCAACCAGUCUCGCUUAUCGUUUGUUGACUUUUCCAAGCGCCUAUUAUAGCGAGCCCAGGUAUACGAGCAGACGGUGAUAUGUUCAAUGUGAUCGCGGCGUGAGAGACUUCCCCUCUUGAUGCGCGCGUCGACGCGACGUCCAGUUAAAUCUUUCUUUUUCUUUUUUUUUUACAUUACGAUGAUGAUGAUGAUGAUGAUGAUGAUGAUGAUGAUGAUUAUAAUGAUAUACAGAGUUGUUCGUCGAGUGUGUGAAUGCGCAGAGAGUGAGUCGAUAAAAUACUUCUCUGUCCGCAUAUAUUAUAUUUCGUAUAGGUUAUCGAUUUUUAAUAGACACACUGGUUUUUCGUUGUUUCUUAGUCAAAUUGCCUGUUUUACUUAUCCCCGUUAUCGUAUUUCUAUCCAGUUACGGAGGGUUAACGGACAGCUAAACGGACACAAAAAAUAAUGACGAGACGAAAGAUUACAUAGAUAAUUUAAUAAAGGACUUACGAGGAAAUGUGGAAAGGACAUAAAAACAAAAUAGUAACGAUAAAUAAUGUAGAGGCGAGUCAUAAUAUAAAUCCUCCGCUGUUUUUUCGCAAUUAAGUAGGCAAAAUAUUAUUAGGUUGAAAAAAGCAAAGGAAAUGAACAAAUUUUCCACCUACGCGCGGCUCUGCAUCCCCCGAGUGUGGCGCGUUUGUACGAUACGUAUGUACAUUGACCGUUGUUACAUGACGUGGUUUUUUAGCAAAAUUUUGUGCGCUACUGGAGAGCGAUAUCUCUUUUCGUUAUGUUUUUACUUUAUAUAAAUUAUUAUUUGCUUUUUUCUUUUCUUUCUCGAAUCAGUCGAUCGGCCAGAGCAACACCAACUUUACGCCUUACCUGCGCACUGUAAUGCCAAGGACGCGACGUCGGUGAAUCCUGCGCGUGUGUAAACUCAAGUUUCACCGAUGCCGACUUCUUGUGCAAAGCGCUUCGAGGUGGCGAGUGCGCACUGAAAAAUAAUACACAUGCAUACAAUUUAUCAGCACACACACAUACGCGCAGCGCGCGCGUACACCGGCUGUCUUUCACACUGCGGUCGAAGGAGUCGAGUUCCCAGUCGGCAAUGAAGUCAUUAUUUUAUUUUUAUGCGAAGACUGGCUUGACUGACGGUGAUGAUGUACAUAUAUCCGUAGAUAGACAGGGGGCCUAUGGCAAAGGGACAAGAGAGUUUAAUUUCUCUUUUUCUUGUUUUUCACUUUGCUCCCUGCUGUCUGGAUUUUCAACAAUUUUUUUUUUAUUUCAUUCUUCACGAUUCUUUUUUUUUUUCUUAAUUUAGUAUCUGCGUAGCGUUCGUACUUUUAGUGAAUAUUAUCCUUACAUUAACCGUUGCUGUCGAUUUGCCUUCUUCAUCUAUUUUUUCUUGUUUUAUAUUUUUGAUUUUUGCCACGCUCGUAACUUUAAUUCUGUUUUUCACGCAAGAAAAUGAUAGAAAAAAAUAAUGCAAAAACAAAAAAAUGCUAUCGCACAUCUUUAUACCCAACCUUUUCUUUUAUAGUUACUCGUAAUAAUAUUUAACUGCAAUUUUAAUAAAGUGACAAACUUUAAAUCAAUUAUUUCUUUGUGUUUUGUUUCUUAUUUUCUUACCUUAUUUUUUCUUUAUAAGUAAGUUUUAUUUGUUUUUUUACAGUCAGACAGUUUUGUUUCGCUUGUGCCAGGAAGUUUUUGACCUGGGAGCUCGACUGAUUAUAGUAAUUUUGUUUUAUCAAAAUGCGUUGGCUAUAAGGUACAAAUGUACAUAAAAAAUAGGAAUAAAGGGAGAUAUGUUAUAAUGCAAUAUUCGCGAUUGACUCGCGCUUCCGCGAGUAGCUCCGUUUCAGGGAUAAUAUUGUCUUUUAAUGAAGUCGACCGAGCUGAAACAAGUACCUUGUCACGCUUAAUUUGCAGAGCGAUCGGCAACUUGAACCGAACUGCCAGCCGAGAUUUAUUCGCUGGAUUGGUUAUUAUGAUUUGAAAGAAGCACAGCUUUCACCGUGAAACGAAUGGAUGAGCUGACUGUAAUGAUUUUUGAUGAAGAGCGCUCGAAGAAGAAUGAGAAAAGAACUUGAUCCUUUCUAAAUUGAACUUGGUCUGCGUGUGACAAAGUACUAAUGGGAAAAGCAGGUCGAGCGUGCUAGUCUUCUCAAGUUGUUUCGCCCCGCAGGUCGAGCCGUACAGCCGCAGGGAAACCGCGAACGAAUGAAAGGAGUCAGAUCCAGGACGAGCAAGCUAUAAAUUCGCGUGUGACUGUAAAAAAGCAAACAAGCUUCGCCCGCUUUACAUACGUUAUAGUUCGCAAGAUAAAUCACGCUAUUAGAAUAUUUAUACCUUUCAUCGAAAGAACUUAUCACGUACGUCGGAUCUAAAAAGAGCUGUAUAUGCAUUUAGUAGUUGCCGGCCUGAACGAUAUAAUAUAUAUUCUCGAUAUUUAAAAAAACACGGCGUAAUGGUAAGCCCCAAUUAUAAAGAUAAUCUGUAUAUCGCAAAACGUUAUUUCGGUGAGAGAGUUAAAAGAUCGAGAAACUAAAUAGCUCGACCGUAACGCCAAUCAUGUAACAUACAUACGUGUAACGCGGGACUCCUAUUUUCGUUCUCUUUCCAACUAUACAAGUAUAUACAUAUAAUGCAAACGUGUGCGUGUCUUGAAUGCAUGUACCGCUAUCGAUGUUUCUCGCGCUAAUCGUAUAAACGCAGUACAUAUGUGUGUGUCCGUCGCUGUCUGUCUAUAUAUUCGUUUUUCGUUUCUCGAUGUUGGUGUUUAUUAUAUAAAUCGUAAGAGUGAAAGGUCGCGCCCACGUCUCUUCUCGACCCCUUCCCCUUUCCUUUUUCCUAUUAUCAUUGUGCUUGUCUAGUUGUAUCGUGUUUUAUAUCCUAUAUUUGCAUGCGACAGUGAGCGUUCAAUCGGUAAGAUAAUACUCGAGAUACAAUCCUCAAGCGCAGAGCUUUGAAGUCAAGUAACGCGGACUAUAAAUUCAUUUUUAAAAAUACUCUUUUUCGAUUCGUAGAAGAACGAACAUUCGUAUAGUAGCUUUAAUUAGUUAGUGAUGAAUUCGAUUUGUCCGUAGGGGCAUGUCAAUUCGGCUGUGUUUUCAUAAGCAAGAUAAAAACGCGUGGGAAGCAUCAAUGUAUUAACAUGGGGGGGGGGGGGGGGACUUGAAAAAACAACUAUUUGGUAAGGUUCGCGAAAAGAAUAAAAAAAUCGUAUAAUUUUCUACCCUAUUUUUUUAUCGAUUGGUGUCGUGUUUUCUAAAAAAAAAAAAGAAUUAAUCCUAGUCUAGUAUUUAAAGAUAAAAGACUCGAUUGGAAGCAACAAAAUUGGACGUUGAAUUCGAAUGAGAAAAAAAAAAUUUGAUCUCGGACAAGGGGUAAAAGAAAAAGAAAAGCUCGAGUAGCAGAGCGGCAACUAAAACUUGACUCGCACUGAGAGAGUACCGUUAAGUCGCAAUGUUGUUAUCCAUUAUCCUACAGGCACACGUACGUAUGUAGCUGCAUUUCUCGCGUAGGCGUAGUAAUCCCAGUUGAUAUAGGCACGUGUUGGCGUCGGAAGAAGAGGCGCGUUGAUAAGGACCUAUUUAAAUAAAGGCUAUUAGAAGUAGAAAGAUAAGGGCUUUUGAUUUGUUUUGGAGAGCAAACCGAUCGGACGGCAGGCACGUAUAAAUGGCAAGCGAUCCACAUUAACAAACACACAAUGCUGGUAGUGCGGACCAAAGGCGCGACAAAAAAAAAACAUAAAAGAGAGGACCAACCAGGCAUAGUAAGACAGGAAGUUGCCGAGCGAUCGGUUAGUAUGCGUAAGUCGAGUGAGUACAGGUGCGAGUGCGUUCGUCUGUGCAUGUGUGUGCAGCGUCUGUGUGAACAAUCCUUGAUUGGCUACGUGGUAUUCGAAAGCGAUACGUUUACAUUUAUAAGGAGAGCGAGCGCUCGCGCGCGUCUCGUGUACGAGGGCCUCGAUUUUUUUUUCAUUGACAAAGCAAUCGGCAUCUCGCAAGAUGCCCAAAUCCUUGACAUCCUCCCUUGUAAUCCACUCACACCACCCUCCUUCUUCGCGGCAACGAUAACGAAUUUGCAUUUUAAUCGGAGUAUAUAUCGACAAAUAGAGCGCUUCUCCGCCUCCUAUCAGGUGCUGAGGGCGUUUUUUCCGCGCGGAGAGUCGUAGACUGCGCGGAUCCCAUAUAUACAUACAUAUGUAACAUGUAUACAAGUACGCGUUUUUUCCUUUUUUCAUAAAAACGAAAAAAAAAAUCAAUCUCGAUGUACGUCUUUUAUAACCGUAUAAUGAUUAUCGAUAUAGGAAGAAACACGUUUUUUAUAUCUUAGCUCGUAACGUAAAAAUAGUUGGAUAGGCUAUUGACAAUUUUUACGCCUCGUUGUAUUCCCGUGUGCGCGCAACUGAUAACUUUUCACCAAAAUAAUGCAAUUGCAAUAAUUAAUUAAAAAGAAAAAAACGACGAUCGCGCAAAUCUCGUUGAGAGACAAAAAGACGUCGAUUUGAUCGAAUCGGUAAAUCGAUUGUUAGUUUAAAAAGGAAAAAAAUAAACAGAAAUUCACAAGUAGACUGAUCGUUCGAUAAUUGAAAAAAUAAAUAUUUCGCAUCGACAAUUUUUAUUAGUCGUCGAGCGAAUAAAAUUAAAAAAUAAACAAGUAAUAAUAAUAAACUCCUUAAAAUGCUCCUUAUUCACGUAACGUAUUUAUAUUUAUAAUGAGUGUCUUUACUAAUCAGCAGUCAUUUUUACAAGAGCGGUUCGCCAUGGAAUGCAUAAGUAUAAGAUGUCAUAUACGUGUUGUGCGCAUGGUAAGAGAGAGAGAGAGACACGAAAAUAAGGGCUUGGUACGCGCUUUUUUCUCCACUUUGUCGAUUGAUUGUCCCUCCCUUGAUCAGUCCCACACCCACCCCGCUGCUGCCGCUUUACAAUAAGUAGUUCGCGCUGCUUCGAUAACACAAAAUAUCUGUAGCAUAUUAUAUAGAAAAAUGUAUCGAGUCGUUUCUUCACAAAAAAUGCAAGCCCCCCGAGGAGGAUUCGUUUGCUCAGGUUUUUUUCCCUUCUCUUUCGCAAAGAAAAAGAAAAAAAAAACACGAAGAAGCACGGUCGAUCGCAAGGAUACGAAUAACAAGGUACCUUAAUUUAAUUGGCAGACGUCUCGAGUACUCUAAGCAAACGCAAACCUCUUGGAGGGCGUGCAUUUUGAUCGAGGCAUCGGUGGACCUUUUUUGGAGGCGAUGUCGUUUCGAAACCUCGCGUUCGGCUAGGUCGUGCUACCUCAUUAUUACAAUUUUUAUAUCAACGAGCAAUUUGUCUGCUUUUCGUAUCUCCAUUUGUCUACCGAACGCCAAAUAAAGAAUGAGAAAAAAACGGGAGAGCGCCGAGGUUUCCAAACGGGUAUACGCACGAGGUGGCCGAGUGUCUUCCAUUACCUCCCCCUUAAGAGUACAAAUUUUAAGAUAAAAUAAUGGAAAAAAAAGAAGAAAAAAUGAAGGAAAAAAGAUACUAUAUCGCGAAAAAAAGAUAAAUAAAUGUAGUGACGACAAAGACGAUGGAGGAUAAAUGUGCUGAGAAGUUGCUAAUAUUAUUGGAAAGAAGUGAGCGAAAAGGUGAGAUACAGAGAGACAGGAGAUAGAGUAGUGUAAUAUGAGAUACAAUGAAUAACUAUUUAACGAUGUUUUCUUCUCGUGUAAGAAUUAUUGUCAUUAUUAUCAUUAUUAUGAUUAUAAUUAUUAUGAUUAUUACGAUUUAUUACUAUUAUUAAUGUGAAACUGUUUUAUACGAAAUAUAAAGUGAGAUGAAAAGAAAUUUACAGAUUAUUGAAAAUAUUAUACGCGCAUAUAUACCUAAACAAAAAUUAGUAAUAAUAGUAAAAGGGCGAAGGUAUUAUCUCAAAUUAAGAAUGGCACCGCAUUACAAUAUGAAUAUAAAAAGAAACAAAAAAGGAAGGUUUUGAAAAAAGUAUAUUAUUAAACAUCUAUAUAUCUACGGUGGUUCGCGCCUAAGAUUUUUUCGGGAUAAACCUCAUUUUGAUGAAUUCGUGAGUUGUUGAUGCAAAAGUCGUCAUUUGAAAUUUUCGUCGCAAAUUCAUGACAUGCAACUUCACAUACGUUCUCUACUGCCAAUUUUCGACUGAUAAACUAUUGUAAAGUUAUAGCACUAAUUCAGAGUACGUGAUAGUAAGGAAAAGUUCAAAAUGAAAAAAAAGUUAAUUGAAUAACAGAUUCUAGCGACAAGUUCUACGAAUUUUUGACGAGGCAGUUGGCAAUCUCACGAAUUUGCAUAACUCGUAUGCAACUAGUAACGAAACAAAACAAAGCAUGUACGCUUUAGAGAACUAAGCUAUGUAUAUAUAAAUAUUUACGCGUAACGGAAAUAGUUAUAUUAACGAGAACCCACUUUGAUAAAAAGAAUAAAAAACUUAUAUCAAUUAAACGUUCCCAAAAAAAAAACAUUUCAUGUUAUGCAAUAAAUUUUAUGAUAGUCGAUACUGUGGCGAAAACAAUAACGACAGAAGCAAGUACAUGAUGUAGGAAAGGAAACAAAGCCUAAAUGAAUUUUUUCAAAUGCAACCGUGCCGUUUAUCCGUGCGAUCGAACGCGGAAAGUAACAAAAUAGACUGCCAAACAUAAGACUUCAAAGACGAAAAAAGAAAAGUCGUAAUCUCGUAUAAUGAACAUUUUUCGAAAAUGGAUUUAUGGCAAGCAAUUUUUUAAAGAUUUUUGAGCAAUUUUUCAUAGACUGAUUGAAUACCACAGGCUGAAUUCGAGCACAGCAUCGCAAAACCAUCAGACCUUAAAUUAAAAGAAAAAAAACGAUACGUUGUGCGGAUUUGAAUAAUUUUGUCGUGUCAAUUUGAGACUCUACUCGUCUGGCGAUCGGAUAUAAUUCAUAAGUUAAGCGUAAAUUCAGAAUUUCCGAUUUCUGCGAUGUUCCAUACUCGAAUAUUCAAGAAUUGCUUGAUCAUUCGAGUAUCCUGGUUGAGAAUCGAACAUCGUACGAAUCGUCAAUUCGAUGAAAAAACAAAAAUGAUAUUUAUCUAGGCACGUAAGUCUUUAUGUAACCAACGUGAAAAAUUAUAUUUUGUACGAAAAAUGUUAAAUCGAAAAAAAAAAAAUGUGUGUGAAACUUUUGAAGCUCUGAUCGCGAGACGAGACUCCGUAUGAGGCAAAACGCGUACAUGGGAAAUUGAUCGAUAUUCGCGUGCACAGAAACAUUGGCAAUAUUAUCUAAAUGGAUGGUUUUGUUGCUCGUGCGCUUAAAGAGAAGCCGACAUAUAUACCACAUCACUAAAGUCCGAUAUUCCGUGUGUUGAAAACCUGAUAAUUUUCCCGUUCUCCAUUGUUCCAGUGUAACAAAGCUCAUUGGAGCUCGAAAAUAAUCAACUAUCGAGCGAAUAAAAAAUAAGCGAAUGGCAGCGAACAAACGAGGGUGGAGAGAAGAGGCUUGAAAGCAUUGAUCAUGCCCAUAAGACUUGUGUGUGUACGCCUAACAAUUGAAAAAAUAAUUUUUUUUGCACUCAACAAAAUAUACGAUAGCGUGAAGCGACAAAGAAAAAACUACGUGUAUAUGCGUGUAGAACGGGGAGGGGGGUGACAAAAAUGACAUAAGAAGAAAAAAAUAAACAUACAAAUACAAAACAUACUAAUUACUUGUAACUGCUAAUUCUAACGAUUCGCUAUGAUAAUUAAACUACGACUACCUACUAUUCGCUAUGAUACCUAUCGUUAGUAGCUAAGAGUUGAUGUUUACAAUUUGACAGUUCGUCUCGUGUAAUCGUAAUUGCACUUUAUCUGUUUGGUUGGCUUGAUGGGCGAGAGUCUAAUUCGGGUUAUUAGAUACUACGCUGUACCUUUUGCUGGCGGGCUCAAAUUAUCGAUAAGCACCGCGCAAUGAAAUGAACAAAUUGAAAGAUUGAAAAAAUUAUUCCGAUUCGCAUUUUAGUGAGGAAACAAAUGAGAGACAAAAGGACAAUUCGAUUUUGUCGCUAAUAGCUUAUCGUUAAAUUCGCCUGUCGGCGGCUUGGAUGGGAAGAGAAGGAAGUUGACAACGCGCUAGUGCGGUUUCAAGUCAAGAUUUCGAUUGAGGUUUCGCGGAACAGAGGUUUCUUAAUCUUCGCAUCCACGUUUCUUUCUUUUAUUCCACGACGUCGGUUCGCCGCUUCACAAUUUCAACGGUUUUUUUUGGUCUCAUCCAUGCGGAAUUACAUGUUCACCUCCUCAGAUGAUAUAUGCGAACGAUAUAAAAUUAAUGGCAUUUGUAGUUGCGGGCGAGCGUGUCGUCGAUGGAUGAAAAGAACAAUGAACAAGCGACUUAACUGUAAACUUAGUUGGCUUAUUAUUUAUCUCGUGAUAUAGUUUCUAAUUGUAAUAGUUUUUAUCAUUGAUUUUACGCUUUUGAGUUUGUCACAGUGAGUAUCAAAUAGUGCGUGCGAGAGAUUGAGAAAGAGUGUAAGACAUAGGAUCGAGCUUGAUACCGCUUUUUGUAUGUUUACUAUUGGAUAACUGACACACUCUUACAUUAUAGAGAUAUUAUUAAAAAAAUUACGCAAAAAUAAAACUACUGUGUAAUGCAGAAAUAUAGAAACGAUGAUUAAAAUGAUCACUGUGCUGUAAUGAACAAAAAUAACGAGUAUGAUGAUUUUAAGGAAAGUAUACAUAAUAAUAAACAUUUUUAUAACCGCCUACGUCGUAUUAUGACACUGGGCCAAGUGAAAUGAAAGAUAAAAGUA